Aegilops tauschii subsp. strangulata is the source of this 516-nucleotide messenger RNA. The record is from RefSeq and is a predicted model, not a curated record. NCBI's taxonomy places the organism in Eukaryota, Viridiplantae, Streptophyta, Magnoliopsida, Poales, Poaceae.
AUGUCCACCGCCAUCAACCACGUCGCCCGGACCAAUCCCGGGGCGACACGUCACCUCCGCCGUCGCCCUCCUCCUAUCAGGAACCGCCACCUGUCCUCUCGCGCCUUCCCCGCCGCCGAGCCCAUCGCGGGCCCGCGGAGCCCAUCCACCGCCGCCUGGCCCGCGCAGCCCGCGCCGUCGCGCCUCGCGCCCUCCGCCGUCGCGCUACCACCGCCGCUCGCCGCGCCGCCUCCGCCGCUCACCCGCCACCGCGCCGCCCCGCAUCUUCAGCGCCACCGCCCGAAGCUGCCAGCUCCGGCGAGCACCACCUCCUCCUCCGGCAACCUCGCGUCGCGUCGUCCGCUGCCUGAUCGGGCCUCCCCUGCGCCGGAUCCGCGCACCUACGCCCGUCCCCGGCAUCCUCGGCACGCCGGAGCCGUGCUCGCGUCGUUGCCGGCCGGUUACCUCCUCCGGCGCCGAUCUGCACCGCUUCUUGAACAUGUCUACUUCUUGUUGGUUACCUUUUAUGCCAUGUAA